Molecule: messenger RNA, 1746 nt
Organism: Prorocentrum cordatum
Lineage: Eukaryota; Dinophyceae; Prorocentrales; Prorocentraceae
Source: the annotation of a GenBank genome assembly
AUGCGCCAGAACCCCCACAAGUCGGAGUGCUACGACCACUACUGCGAUGCGAACAACGUGUGCGGCGAGUCCUGCGCGGAGAUCGACAUCAUGGAGGCGAACGAGCACGCCUGGCACACCACCCUGCACACGGCGAAGGACCACGAGGGGUUCGGCGGCGGCUACGGGGGCGGCGACGGCUGGCCAGGCCCCCGCGACUUCCUGAGCGACCAGUACGGGCCGGGCGCGUCCUCCAUCGACACGAAGAAGCCCUUCGACGUCGUCUGCUCCUUCAUGACGGACGCGGGCGGCGAGCUGCGCGAGCUGGAGGUGGUCCUCACUCAGGAGGGCGGCGACGGCCCGUUGCGCAUCAGCCUGCCAGAGUACCCCGGCAACAGUGAGCUCACCAAGGCUCUGCACUCAGGGAUGACGCCCAUCGUGAGCUACUGGAAGUCCAAGGAGAUGUUGUGGAUGGACGGGACCGGCGACGACGGCAAGGGGCCGUGCGAUAGCGACACUUGCGAGUGCGGGGAGACGGUGGUCUUCGGGAACUUCUCGAUCUUCGAUAUCGAGGAGCAGGAACUGCCCCCCCACGAGGACGUCCCGCCAGAGGAGGGUGAGGUCCUGGCGGCCGAGGGGAGCGAGCCCGAGCCCGGCGGGCAGCGGGAGCCGGCCUGCCCGGGCAAGGUGGACGUCGCCGGCGAGGCGGCGGUCUCGGUCGUUCCCGCUGGUUGGAAGAGCCCGGUCGGCGGGGAGGUCGAGCUGGACAGGCACGCGGGGGCUGUGGUGCCCCACCUCGGGGGGCGGGCCUACUUCGCGGACGACUGCGUGCCGGGCGAGUACGACAACGAGCAGUACACGGCCCUCGAGCUGCUGGGCAAGAGGCUGAAGUUCACCGUCGACAUCGGCGGCGCGGGCUGCGGCUGCGUCGCCGAGCUCAGACUGAUGCCCAUGCGCUUCAACAAGAAUCCGACCGCCUGCUCGGACUUCUACUGCGACGCCAGCAGCCUGUGCGGCGAGAGCUGCGUAGAGGUGGAUGUCAUGCGCGCCAACAUGCAUGCCUGGCACUCCAACCUUCGCGCAGAGAACGACCACACGGGCCUUCCUGUGGGGUACGGUGGGGCCGAGGGGCCGCGGGAAUGGACCAAGGAGGAUUAUGGCCCAGGUGGCAAGUGCAUCGACACAACGAAAAAGUUCGACGUCGAGGUGUCCUUCCCCGUGGACUACAACAACCACCUCGCUGCCAUGGAGGUGCUCCUGUCACAGAAGGCGUGCAACCUGUCGCUGCGCCUCGCGAACUACCCGCGGGAGGCCGACGUCUCGGAGGCCCUGCGGAGAGGGCUGACGCCCGUGGUCGGCUACUGGGCCUCCGGCGACACUCUGUGGCUGGACGGGCCGGGCGCGGACCGCCGGGGGCCUUGCACGGAGGACGUCCUGCGGAGCGAGGGCACCUGCGCCGACAAGGUGGCGGUCUCGGGCUUCUCCGUCGAGCACGUCGGCGCGCCCUCCGGCGAGCUCGUCGACGGCGUCCCCGAGGCGCAGGAGGAGAGCACGCGGCCAAGUUUGGCGGCGAGUGCGUCGGCGGGUGGGCGCCCCACGCGGACUGCGUCGGCCCCUUCCGGUACGAGGGCGUCGAUGGCCUGCUCCCAGCCUGCACCACGCUCCACGUGGAGCACUGGGCGUGGUGCUCCCUGGACGAGAAGUACGGGUCCCGCUGGGAGCACUGCAGGCCUUGCAACACUCACGCCGACAUGGGCAAGUGGUUGA